CCUCUACUAUACACACCACUCACUGUAAAUUACUAGUUACGACUUAAUCUCGUCAAAACACAACCCAAAAACAGGUCUCAAAUCGUCUAGACUUUGCCUCAACUUCUCGAUUCCGAUCCCCCGUCCCACCUCAAUCACCAUGCCCGCCGCUACUCCCUCCCUUCUCCCCUUUUCGCCCAUGGUAGACGACUUCCACAAGAUCGCUCUGGCCGAGUCGAACGUGGCGGCCAAGGCCGCGGCUGACGCCCUUGCCCUCCAGAUCAAGAAGGCCCCCCGUUCCCUCGAGACGCUUCAGGCGUCCAAGCUGCCCGAGGUCGUCAAGAUCUGGGCCGAGUCGAAGAGCGGCUAUGAGCGCGAGAGCGCCGGCGUCCUCGUUGAGCGCACCAUUAAGGCGCUCGGAUCUGGAUGUGAGGGCGCUUUCAUUCCCCUUAUCCCGACCCUGCUCAACCUCGCCAUGGACAAGGGCUCCCCCGUGCGCUCCGGCGUCAGCUCAGCCAUCAAGGCUAUCGUGAAGGCUGCGCCCGCUGAGGCAACGCGCCCGCUCAUGCAGGCUCUUGCCCACGGCCUCGAGGAGAGCAAGGGCUGGCGCUCCAAGGUCGCCGCGCUCAAGGCCAUCGAGGAGAUGGUCAAGCCCGGCGCCGAGGAGUAUGUAGGCGAGAUGCUCGGCGAGGUUAUCCCCGUCGUCGAGAUGUCCAUGCACGACACCAAGGCGGAGGUCUCCGCGGCCGCCACCAAGGCUGCCACCACCCUCUGUAGCACCCUUCCCAACGCCGACGUGCUCAAGCACGUUGACGCCCUUGUCGCUGCCAUGGCUUCGCCCUCCAACGUCCCCAAGACGAUCAAGGCCAUGUCCUCGACCACGUUCGUCGCUGAGGUCACCGGUCCUACUCUCGCCGUCAUGGUUCCCCUUCUCACCCGCGCCCUCAAGGAGCGCUCCACCGACACCCAGCGCAUGACCUGCAUCGUCAUCGGCAACCUUGUCAAGCUCGUCCGCGACCCUAAGAUCGCCGCCAUUUACCUUGGCUCGCUCGUCACGGGUGUUGAGCAGAUCGCCAAGGGUGCCGCCUUCCCCGAGAUCCGCGCGUUCGCCCAGACCGCUCUUGACAUCCUCCACGACGCAGGUGCUAGUGCAACGGCCACGCCCCUUCCGCCCCGCGACGUUAUCCAGAGCGUCAACGAGGCCCUCGCCGUGAUGGUGCCCCACCUCGACCUUGGUGUGGAGGGCGUCAAGAUGCCCCUCGCCACUGCUAUGCCCGGCAAGCCCGUCAUUGCCUCGGCCCUCGAGUACACGGCCAAUGUUGUUGCCGACAUGGUUCAGGAGCGCAACUUUGACGACGACGUGUGGGACGGCAAGGCGCUCGGCGGCUUCUGCAAGCUGCUCCUUGGCGCUGACGCCGGCGUGGCUGCUGCCACCGCUAUCCGUGAGGCGUUUGUUGCCGCCGACAAGGCCAAGUACGGCGGCGAGGAGGAGGUUGACGACGGAGCCGAGAUCCUCUGUGACAUCAAGUUCUCGCUCGCGUACGGUGGUCUGCUUCUGCUCAACCACACAAACCUCAAGCUCCGUCGCGGCCGCCGCUACGGUAUCUGCGCCGCUAACGGUGCGGGCAAGUCGACCCUCAUGAAGGCCAUCCGCGACGGCAAGGUCGAGGGCUUCCCGACCCAGGAGGAGCUUCGCUGCAUCAUGGUUGAGCAUGCGCUCCAGGGCGAGGACACCUCGCUUUCUAUCAUCGACUUUAUUGCCGCCGACCCUCAGCUCGCCGGCCGUAAGCGCAAGGAGAUUGCCGACAUGCUCCUUGAGGUCGGCUUCAACGACGAGAAGCAGAACGACCCCGUAGCCUCGCUAUCGGGUGGUUGGAAGAUGAAGCUCGAGCUCGCCAGAGCUAUGCUCAUCGGCGCCGACAUUCUCCUCCUCGAUGAGCCGACUAACCACCUCGACGUUCAGACUGUCGCCUGGCUUGAGAACUACCUCAACGGCCUCUCCAACGUCACUUGUCUCAUCGUGUCGCACGACUCCGGCUUCCUUGACAACGUGUGCACGGACAUUAUGCACUACGAGAAGAAGAAGGUUGUCUACUACCCAGGCAACCUGUCCAAGUUUGUCGAAAAGGUCCCCGCUGCCAAGUCGUACUACACCCUUGACUCGUCCUCGAUCAAGUUCUCGUUCCCCCCUCCUGGUUCGCUCAUGGGUGUGCGUUCGAACACGCGUACGAUCCUGAAGCUUUCGAACGGCACGUUCACGUACCCUGGCGCCGCCAAGCCCUCGCUCACCAACGCGUCGUGCUCGCUCUCGCUGUCGUCGCGUGUCGGUGUCAUCGGUCCCAACGGUGCUGGCAAGUCGACCCUCAUCAAGCUCCUCACCGGUGAGACCGUCCCCAACGAGGGCAGUGUGCACAAGCACCCGGCUCUCCGUGUCGGCUACGUUGCUCAGCACGCGUUCCACCACAUCAACCAGCACCUCGAGAAGACUGCCGUCCAGUACAUCCAGUGGCGUUACCAGGACGGUUACGACCGCGAGAUUCUCGAGAAGACUACCCGCGUCGUCACCAAGGAGGAACAGGAGAUGAUGGAGAAGCCCGUCGCUGGCCGCAACGGCGAGAUGCGCAAGAUCGAGGCCAUUCUUGGUCGUCAGAAGCUCAAGAAGGGCUUCCAGUACGAGAUCAAGUUCAAGGGCUAUGCGCACAAGUUCAACGUCUGGAUGCCCCGUGACAAGCUCAUCGAGCUCGGCUUCGGCAAACUCGUCAACCAGUUCGACGAUGUCGACUCGGCCCGUGAGGGUGCUGGUAUGCGCGACACUUCCGCCGCCGCGGUGCGUGAGGUGCUCGAGGCUGUCGGCCUUGACGGCGACAUCGCCCAGUACAACGAGAUGUCGGGUCUCUCGGGUGGCCAGAAGGUCAAGGUCGUCAUUGCUGCGUCGAUGAUCAACCGUCCUCAGAUCCUCUUCCUUGACGAGCCUACUAACUUCUUGGAUCGUGAGGCGCUUGGCGGUCUCGCUGGCGCUAUCAAGGAGUGGGCCGGCGCCGUCGUCAUUAUCUCGCACUCGCGCGAGUUUGUGCACGCGCUCUGCCCCGAGCUCUGGCACGUCGACAAGGGUAUCCUUACGAUCGAGGGCAAGGCUCCCCCACCCCAGCUCGAGGACGACCACCCGUCCAGAGUCCCCUCGCAGGCGGGCACCCCCCGCGGCGCCGCCACCCCGGCCGGUGUCAGCACUCCCGGCACCGCUACGCCCAUGACGUCCGCUGCGCCCUCUGCCGCGGCGUCGAGGCACAACUCGGACGACGAGGCGGCCGACAUCGAGAAGCUCAAGAAGCUUGCGCUCAAGCCCAAGAAGAAGAAGAAGCCUACUCGUAACGAGAUCAAGGCACAGGAGGAGCGCAGGCGUAUCCGCAAGCUCAACUGGCUCACGUACGGCGGAGAGCGCGAGCCCGACACGGACGACGAGUAGUGUACCGUUAGUGUAGGUGUAGAUUAUAGACUAUACAUGCGAUCUUCAUAUGCUGCUA
Messenger RNA from Cutaneotrichosporon oleaginosum, 3500 nucleotides. RefSeq lists its product as uncharacterized. The record is from RefSeq and is a predicted model, not a curated record. NCBI's taxonomy places the organism in Eukaryota, Fungi, Basidiomycota, Tremellomycetes, Trichosporonales, Trichosporonaceae. Gene Ontology annotation, molecular function: ATP binding; ATP hydrolysis activity.